UGUGAUUAAGUACAAAUUGCAGGUAGUGAUGUAGUUUUAGCCGCUGAUGCUCUGUUGUGGCACUGCAGAGCCAGCAGCAAACAUUUCCCAGGCUCUGAGCUACAAGGUCCAGCUGUGGUGGGCUCUGCGCAACAGGCUGUGCCACAGCUCCGGCUGACUUGAGCUCCCGUGUGGGAGCCAGGAGGAAGCACAGCAGCACGGGAUGCAGUGCUCUUAAACACCGUGCCCAUCUCUUCCCAUAGCCAGAAUCGGAGAUGAGCAAUUCAUCUGCUUCCUUUGUCCCUUCUCGAUGAGGUGGGAAGGUGAGGAGCAGAGAUCUGGGUGCUGCUGCACGUGGUUUCAGUGAGUAGAAGCUCUUUAGGUCAUCCUCCCUCUUCUUUUGGAGCUGGCCACCACCUGGGCCAGAAAUCCAAAGUCUCUAGAAAUCGUGCACCUCUUCCUGGAGCUGGGGAAAGGUGGUGGUCAGAAACCUUGAGGAAGUUGUGAAGUAUCCCUAUGUGCGAGCUGUGGCAGUGCCUUUCUGCCGGUAUCAGUGUCAGUGCUGGCUAAGGAUGAGCUUGGCUUGUCCGGGCUGGCUAAGGAAGGCGCCGGUUGGAGAGGAUGCUCUUCCUCUCCUGGCUGGAGCUGGCAUAGAGGGGUAUACCUAAACUGCCUGCCUUUGUCACCUCCUAAAGACCUGUGAGACCCUGCAGUCCAAACUCACCGUGUGAUCACUGAAGAUACUUCUUAGCUUUACCCUAGCAGGACCAUCUGUGGGCAUGAAGUGACCUUUCUUCAUCACCCGGUCAUCCCUCAACAUUUCUGAUUAAUUUAGAUUACUGGCCCCAGUUUCUGCUGUAGAUUUACUCAGCUGCACAACAAAAUUUCCUGUAUCUUGCCAAACCAACCCUCCUUAAAGACUUGGAUGCUGUAGGGCGAUGAGGGGGUGGGUGCUGGCAGAGUUCAGUGCCAAAGUGCUUUUUCCUGACGGGAAUUUUUGGGAAGCUGUUCAGUUUUACCUCUAUAUGGUGAGUUGUGGACUACAAGGUUGCUGUCUUCUCCUUGUCCCAUAAUAUCCUUGGUCUAGACAACCAUGUUUGUGUUGCCAUAAAGCUUAAACUGCCUCAGUAACCUUGGUCUCUGGAGGAGAGAUUGCUGAUUAAUCUUCAUCCCAGAUAUGACAACGGCAGUGCUUGCACAUCAGAGGUGAUAUGUGGAGCUCCUUACUUGCUGCUUUCUAGUCUGUGCUCCUAACUGGGGAAAUCUGGUGGCCACCCUUAGCCACACGAAGCCCCAUUCUGCAACACCGAUGAUGAGACAAGGAUGGUUCUCACUAGCUUUUCCAUACCAGACAGCAUCACUUGCUGUUCCUUUCUCCUGUCUCUUCGUGACCACUUGCAAGCAGCAAUAAACCUUGGAUUUGACCCCAAAAUCCUUGGAUUUGUCCCAGAUAUGGUGACCACUGGUUGCUCAUCGGUGAGGCUGGGGGGAAGCGAGCUGGCUGGCUCUGUCUGCGUCCUGCGCUCCGCACUGGCUGCUGUAAUCCAAAGGUUACAGUGCAGGAUUAGCAUGGGUGUACAAAGCCCCUCCUAAUCUGUGAGUCAUUACCCCCUUCACUGCAUUUCAUUUCCCAGCAGCUCUGGGCAGGCGGGAUAGGUCGGCUUUUAAGUCUUUACUUUCCCCCUUCUUCAGUUCGGGGAGGACCGGGUCAGGACGUAACGUCUGCUGGACAUCCUCCCCGGGGCUCUGCUGCUGAGCCGCUCCUUGGAUGCUGUACACAGGGCACGUCGCAAGGUGCGUGCCCAGGAGCAAUCGCCAUGGGAGCGCGAGUCCCAGCUCGCCAGAGGUGAAGCCCGGAGGCUCCCGGUCCCAUGUGAGUGCCGCUGCAUGAGAUCCUGUGUCCUCCCAGCUCCCGCGGCCCCCUGACACCUGAUGAUACAGCGAGCCAUGGGCAGCGUCCGAGUCAACCGGUACAGCAUCGUCUCGACCGAAGAGGAUGGACACAAGGUCUCUGCGCUGGGCAGCAUGAAUGGGCACAGCCGGAAUGGGAAGGGCCAUGCCCCCCGGCGGAAGCACCGCAACCGUUUUGUGAAGAAGAACGGCCAGUGCAAUGUCUACUUUGCUAACCUGAGCAACAAGUCUCAGCGCUACAUGGCCGACAUCUUCACCACCUGUGUGGACACGCGCUGGCGGUACAUGCUUAUGAUCUUCUCCGCCGCCUUCCUAGUCUCCUGGCUCUUUUUUGGCUUCCUCUUCUGGUGCAUCGCCUUCUUCCACGGUGACCUCAAUGCACCAGUGGUGGGAGGUGGUCCCUCUCUCCUCAAGCCCUGCAUCAUGCACGUGAACAGCUUCCUCGGGGCUUUUCUUUUCUCGGUGGAGACACAGACAACCAUUGGGUACGGCUUCCGCUGUGUGACUGAGGAGUGCCCGCUGGCUAUCAUGGCAGUUGUGGUCCAGUCCAUCGUGGGCUGCGUUAUUGACUCCUUCAUGAUUGGCACUAUCAUGGCCAAGAUGGCAAGGCCCAAGAAGCGGGCCCAGACCCUCCUCUUCAGUCACCAUGCGGUCAUCUCCGUGCGGGAUGGCAAACUGUGCCUCAUGUGGCGGGUGGGCAACCUGAGGAGGAGCCACAUCGUGGAGGCCCAUGUCCGAGCCCAGCUCAUCAAGCCCUACAUGACAGAGGAAGGGGAAUACCUCCCCCUGGACCAGCGGGACCUAAAUGUGGGCUACGACGUGGGCCUCGAUCGUAUAUUUUUGGUCUCACCCAUUAUUAUCGUUCAUGAGAUUGAUGAGGAGAGCCCACUCUAUGGGAUUGGCAAGGAGGAGCUGGAGACAGAGAACUUUGAGAUUGUUGUUAUCCUGGAGGGGAUGGUGGAAGCCACAGCCAUGACCACACAGGCACGAAGCUCUUACCUCGCUAGUGAAAUCCUUUGGGGUCAUCGUUUUGAACCAGUUGUGUUUGAGGAGAAGAACCACUACAAAGUGGAUUAUUCGCGUUUUCACAAGACCUACGAGGUAGCCGGCACGCCUUGCUGCUCAGCCCGGGAGCUGCAAGAAAGCAAGAUGACUAUCCUACCUUCUCCCCCACCUCCCAGUGCCUUCUGCUACGAGAAUGAGCUGGCCCUUGUCAGUCAAGAUGAAGAUGAAGAUGAUGAUGAAGUGGGUGUGGUGUUAGGGGGCAGCACCAAGGAGGAGGGAGGCGUCAUCCAGAUGAUGGAUUUUGGAAGCCACCUGGACCUGGAGCGGCUCCAGGCGACUCUGCCCUUAGAUACAAUCUCAUACCGCAGGGAGUCGGCCAUCUAACUCCUCCAGCCUCCCCGUUCCACACCCGUCGCCCACCGUCUGCUCCUCUAUUCUGCACCCGUACGUAGCUGGAUAAGUCCCUUGCCCACCAAAAAAUGCCUCCCGUGACUGCCUCAGCCCCUGAGUACAUCAAGGCCUGGAGCUGCUCUCAUAUACUCCCUUUCCCGUCGAGUCAUACUGCCUGGAAGAGGAGUGAGGAUACACUACUCUUCCCGUGCGUGCAGCUUGUGCUAGGACCGCUUUCCUGCCCAGAGGCAGGAGAGCAGCACGCCUGGUUUCUCAUCUCUGGAGAGGCGACAGGAGUCCCUGUCCUCAACGGACAGACCGGGACCCACAGCAGGUAUUUCUGCUGCUGAGGCAACAGCAGACUCUGUCCCCUCUCGACGUGCGUGGGCCCCAUGGCUGUCAAGAGUCACGACUAGGAGAGGAGCGAUACCUAAGCACUGACCAGAUGAGGAUGGAUGGUAGAGUUUAGGACUCCUGGAGGGAGUGGGGAAGGAUCUCAAGGGAGGGGUUUACUUGCAUGUUUAUUGCUUGUUGCACAUGACUCUUUCUUUGUACAUAAAACAGAAAGAGAACUGAAAUCCAUAUUCUUCCACUGCAAAUGCCAAGCUAGGAGACAAGGACGCUCUACGUAGCCUACUCUGCACUCUCCUUGGCUUUUGGCAUCUGUCACCUCCAGAAGCAGCUCGGCUCCACGGACUCAGACCCAGUUCUCCCAGUCCUGUUGAAAAACACGUUCUGCUCCUCUCCUGAGAUGCCUGGCAGAGGAGGCAGGGCCCUGUGCUUGCACACUCAGACUGCUCCCUGGUACAGCGCGGCCAGGAUGACAGACAAGUGACCUGACUGGACAGCAGACCCUCGACUUGCUCCUCUCACCUCCUCCGUUCUUCUCCCUGCUGCCAUCAGCUGUAAAACUGAAUUUGUAACUAUUUAUUUUUAAUAAAGUCUAAUAUCCCAGGGGGAGGUUUGGAAGCAAAGGAGAGACCCCAAGGCUGCAGCCUGGUA
Molecule: messenger RNA, 4287 nt
Organism: Aquila chrysaetos chrysaetos
Lineage: Eukaryota; Metazoa; Chordata; Aves; Accipitriformes; Accipitridae
Gene: KCNJ4
Product: potassium inwardly rectifying channel subfamily J member 4
Exons: 3
Coding region: 1912-3279 (455 amino acids)
Biological process (GO): regulation of monoatomic ion transmembrane transport; potassium ion import across plasma membrane
Cellular component (GO): plasma membrane
Molecular function (GO): inward rectifier potassium channel activity
Source: RefSeq, a predicted model, not a curated record